AUGAAGACCUUGAUGCGCCAUGGUCUGGCAGUGUGUUUAGCGCUCACCACCAUGUGCACCAGCUUGUUGCUCGUGUACAGCAGCCUCGGCGGCCUGAAGGAGCGGCCCCCGCAGCAGCAGCAGCAGCAGCCGCCUGAGACCGGCAGCACGCAGCCGGCGGCCGAGAGCAGCCCCCGGCCGGGCGCCGGGGCCCCCGCGGGACCGCGAACGCUGGACGGAUACCUCGGCGUGGCGGACCACAAGGAAGAUCUCCAACACUUGGCUGAGCACUGGCUGGUUCACCAUGACGAUUGCACUGGAACUCUGUGA
This is a messenger RNA of Lepus europaeus (European hare), 309 nucleotides long. It is a transcript of the gene ST6GALNAC5, whose product is annotated as ST6 N-acetylgalactosaminide alpha-2,6-sialyltransferase 5. Bases 1 to 309 code for a protein of 102 amino acids. Lineage: Eukaryota; Metazoa; Chordata; Mammalia; Lagomorpha; Leporidae. The transcript has 3 exons. The record is from RefSeq and is a predicted model, not a curated record.